Messenger RNA from Galleria mellonella (greater wax moth), 1650 nucleotides. RefSeq names its product UDP-glucosyltransferase 2-like. The record is from RefSeq and is a predicted model, not a curated record. The transcript is spliced from 8 exons. Bases 17 to 1636 code for a protein of 539 amino acids. NCBI's taxonomy places the organism in Eukaryota, Metazoa, Arthropoda, Insecta, Lepidoptera, Pyralidae. Gene Ontology annotation, molecular function: UDP-glycosyltransferase activity.
AUUUUAUAAAAAUACAAUGGUGAAGGCAGGCGUAUAUUUAGUUGUUCUGCUCUCAUAUUUGUGUUGUUACGAUGGAUAUAAAAUAUUAGUUGUGUUCCCCAUACCUACUUUAAGCCACGGUAUCCUUGGAGAAGGAUGUGUACGCCUACUUCUGAAAGCUGGACAUGAGGUUACUUACAUAGCAGCAAUGCCUUUACAAGACACACAUCCAAAUUUGACACAAAUUAAUAUUAACAAAAAACAAGAAUCGAAAAUUUUGAAAAAUAUCACAAAUUUUAUAAAUCCACACCUAAAUACACAUUUCAAUUUUGAUCCUUUUCAUACAUCACUAAAUUCUACAAAAACAGUACUCGAGAAUGAAGAAGUUAAACGCUUAAUCAGCGAUCCGAAGCAAAUUUUCGACGUGCUCAUAAUAGAAUGGUUUUUUUCUGAGGUACUUUCAGGUUUGUCAGCUGUACUGCAUUGUCCAUAUAUCUGGCUGUCUUCAUUGAAUCCUCAUUGGAUGAUCCUCGAACUAAUUGAUGACGUGACGAGCCCAGCAUACGUGCCAAGCUAUAACAGUCUUACUGCACCCCCAUUUACGUUCCAACAACGUGUGACCCAACUGUGGUAUCAAAUUCGAGUUUAUUACUUCAAACACUUUCAAUAUUCAAUCGAAGAGCAAAAAUUAUACAGUCUACUGAUUCCUUUCAUGAGCAAGCGAGGAAGAAGUACUCCUAUAUCAGCGUUAGAAGAUAUGAGAUACAAUGCGUCAUUGAUACUGUCUAACUGUGAUGCCGCUAUGUUGGCACAAGCGAUAAGUUUACCCCAAAAUUACAAGCCCGUUGGAGGAUUUCAUAUCGAAGCUCAAGUGAAAUCCUUACCAAAUGACUUGCAAAAAAUAAUGAACAAUUCUAAAUAUGGAGUAAUUUACUUCAGCAUUGGUUCCAUUGUAAAAAGUUCUGAAUUACCCGACAAUGUUAAGCGUGAACUCAUGAAAACAUUCAGUGAAUUGAAUCAGACAGUAAUUUGGAAAUAUGAAGAUAAUGAAAUAAAUACGCUGAAAAAUGUGCAUAUUCGAAAAUGGGUACCACAACAAAGUGUUUUAUCUCAUCCCAACUGCAUCCUCUUCAUUACGCAUGGUGGUCUUCUAUCAAUCACUGAAGCAAUCUAUUUUGGAAUACCAAUUAUUGGAAUUCCAUUAUUUUCAGAUCAAUACCAGAAUGUUGAUAAAUCAGUGAUUAAAGGUUUUGGCAAAAAAGUACAGUUAUCUUCGAUGAUAGCUCACGAUUUGAAAAUAGCUAUAAACGAAGUUCUUAAUAAUGCCAGUUACCUAGAAAAAGCAAAAGAGCAAUCACGAAUAUAUCAUGAUCGCAUAGUAAGUGCUGGAGAGGAGCUAGUACAUUGGGUGGAGCACGUGGUUCGGACACGCGGGGCGCCGCACCUCCGUUCACCAGCUAUAACAUUGUCGUUUUACCAAAAGUUGUACCUCGAUCUUAUUGGAUUAGUAGCUGUCAUUUUUAUCAUCAUAGCGGUGAUUGUGUUGCCAGUACUUCAUUCAUACAUUGCAAACAAUAAAAUUGUAAAAACCAAUACUAUUAAAACAAAAAAUAAGAAAAAUAAUAAAAUUGUUAAUAGUCAAUCGCUUAAAAAAUAAAGUUUACGAUUAUA